GAAUUUCGGGUCACACGUUCUCCAUCGUUGCACUUUUCACUCAUCACCCCUCAAAAGUCUCUUCUUCUAAGAGAAAUCAACAGAAUGAGAUAAACAGAAAUAAAAAAAAAUGUCAGACAGGAAUCCGGAAUCCUCAAACUUGAACGCGCUAAACACGGACGUCACGGAAUCAAUCCUGUCCCUCCUCCCGAUCCCAUCGCUCGUCCGCUUCUCCACCGUCUCCAAGCUCUGGCGCUCAAUCAUCACCUCCCUCCCUCCUUCCCCUUCCUCUUCCCCAUGGCUCUUCCUCUUCGGCAUCCACAACACCUCCUCCUUCCACAACCAAUCCUUCGCCUUCGACCCCCUCUCCCACUCCUGGCUCCGCCUCCCCUUCCCCUCCCUCCCUUCCCUCCACCUCGUCGGCUCCGAUCGCUUCCUCUUCUCCACCGCUCCCAGAUUCUCCUUCUCCCCCAUCCUCAACCCUCACUGGCGUCCCACCUCCCCUCUCCGUUUCCCCCGAAUCAACCCCCUCCUCGGCGUCUUCCCCUCCUCCUCCAAGCUCAUCCUCGUCGGCGGUGUCGGAUCCAUCGGCGGCUUAGUCAACAUCGACGAUCGCUCUCCCGUUCAAAUCUACGACUCCGCUCUCGACUCCUGGGAGCUCUGUCCUCCCCUCCCCGACGCUUUCCGAUCAAACGCCCACGAAACCCUCAGCUCGGCCCUCUGCAAACGCAGCUUCUACGUCUUCGAUGUCACCUCGUGCUUCAUCUCCUCCUUCUCCUUGGAUACUUACACGUGGAGCGACGUUCAGACGCUUAGACCCCCCGGCCUCCUCUUCGCCUUCCUCAACUCCUGUAACGACGCCCUUGUCCUCGGCGGAAUGUGUUAUUCGGAUCGCGGCUUCUCCUUUAACCUCUGGAGAGUCGACCAAGGCUCCAUGGAGUUCAGCGAGAUCGCCAUUAUGCCUGACGCUUUGUUGUUUGGCUUGUUGGUUGAUUCCGAGGAUGAGGAUGAUGCUCACCGCUUCACGACUUUGAAAUGCCUUGGCUCUGGGAAUCUUGUUUAUGUGUUUAACCAAGAUGCUCAUAAGAAGUAUCCUGCUUGUGUUUGUGACAUUGGUGUGGAGAAUGGCAAGUGUACCUGGAGGAGUCUGCCCAAUUUGCCCUCUCCUGUUAAUAAGUUUCAUAAGCUUGUUACUUUCUGCUCCACUCUAUCCAUUACCGACGUCUUCCACUCCGAUGAGGCUCAGAUUGGUGCUUGAGUUCCUUUUACUUAUGCCAAUGGCUUUGCUGGUUUGGUGUGGUAAAACUUUAGAAAACAUUAUAGUUUAGAUUCUCUACGGUCAGAAAGAGAUUAAGAACUGAUUACAUCUCAAUCUUCGUGCUGCAGGUAAGCUAUUUAUAGUCCAAGUACCUAUCUUACCAUCCAUGGGUUACAAUGUAAAGUGGAGAUGAACAGAGAAGAUAAAUAAUGGAAAGUGUAUAAAGAUGGGUAUCCAUUUAUUAUGGUAAUCAUUCAUAUAUGUAAUUAGGUGAAAACUGAUUUUGUAAUUCUUCGUUAAUAUGUUGUUGCUAUGUUAACUCUUUUGUACGAUUACAUAUAGUGUAUAUUUGUUUAUUCCA
Brassica napus (rape) is the source of this 1598-nucleotide messenger RNA. RefSeq names its product F-box/kelch-repeat protein At3g24760-like. The record is from RefSeq and is a predicted model, not a curated record. The transcript has 3 exons. The coding region runs from base 110 to 1237 and encodes 375 amino acids. Gene Ontology annotation, molecular function: protein binding. Lineage: Eukaryota; Viridiplantae; Streptophyta; Magnoliopsida; Brassicales; Brassicaceae.